UCAAAUAACCUUUCCAAUGUCAUUUCAUCUGAUUAACUUCAAUUCUAGAAUUUUAAAGAAGUUGGCAGUCAAAGUCAACAUCAAAAAUUUUACUACCGCAAUGACGAAAAAGGCGUUAGUUUUUCUCGCCCCAGGUGCAGAAGAAAUGGAGGCUGUAAUAUCCAUUGACGUACUGCGAAGAGGCGGUGUAGAUGUAACAGUCACUGGCCUCCCUGACGGUGACAUCGUCAGGUGCAGCCGAGGAGUCAACAUAAAGCCAGAUAUUUCCAUCAAAGAAGCUCACACGAAGGGUCCUUUUGAUGUACUCGUCCUUCCUGGGGGCCUAGGAGGCUCGCAAGCGUUGUCUGAAUCCAAAGAAGUUGGAGAUCUACUCAAAGAACAAGAGAAGUCUGGACGCCUCACUGCAGCGAUUUGUGCAGCACCGACAGCGCUGAAGGCUCAUGGGGUCUACACUGGUAAGGCGAUAACCUCUUAUCCAGCUAUGCAAGCAGAACUAGAAGAAGGUGCACAAUACAUCUAUAAACCAAACUUAGUUGUAGAAGAUGGACCAUUAAUCACAAGCCGAGGCCCUGGUACAGCUUAUCUUUUUGCACUAACCAUUGUGGAUAAACUUUACUCUCGAGAUAAAGCCUGUGAAGUCGCUAAAGCGAUGCUGGUAAACUAUUAAAAACCCUCCCAAUAGUAACGGAUGUUUAUUCACUAAAUACAAUGGCACUAUGAACGCAACAAUAAAUCAACAACUAAUCCUU
Messenger RNA from Zophobas morio, 749 nucleotides. Its product is annotated as protein dj-1beta-like. The transcript has 3 exons. Lineage: Eukaryota; Metazoa; Arthropoda; Insecta; Coleoptera; Tenebrionidae. The record is from RefSeq and is a predicted model, not a curated record. Gene Ontology annotation, cellular component: mitochondrion; nucleus; cytoplasm. Gene Ontology annotation, biological process: glyoxal metabolic process; glycolate biosynthetic process; response to oxidative stress. Bases 17 to 667 code for a protein of 216 amino acids.